UCCAAUCCUCAUCACUCACACUCACCCAAACCAAUAAUUGCUUCCAAGAAUUCACAACACAACUUCACCCCCAAUCCCUCUCAUUCUCCCAACAACCAUUUUCAACCACCUUUUUUCCCAGUAAAUAAAUAAAUCCAACCAAAACAAACAAGCCAAGAAAAAUAAAAGUCAAAAACCCAAAAAGUUUCCAACCAAAACCACACAUGACAUAAUUCACAUUAAUAAUAAUAAUAAUAAUAAUAAUAAUAAUCCCUCCCUCACCACUUUCUCCAUCACAAUGCAAAACCCACCCACCGUUGUCGCCUCAGCCCCGCCGCCGCUCCCCCUCCUCCCUCCGCCGCGCCCCGCCGGCCAAGUCACCGUCCUCCCCUUCCCACCGCCGCCCCCGUUCCCCGGAGCCCCCAACUCCGUCUUCCAGAUCACCGUCCUCCCCCUCCCGCCGCCGCCGCCGCUCGCCGGAGCUCCCAGCUCCGUCGAUCUCUCCCCGCUCGAGUUCCUCCUCGCCCUCCUCGCCGUCGUCACCAUCCCGGCGCUAAUCUACACCUUCAUCUUCGCCUUCCGCUGCCCCUCGCGCCGCCGCUGGCUGCGCGAGCCUUCCGCCGGCGAGCCCUCCGUGGCGUCGGAAGCUUCCCACCUCGACGUCGAGAUCGCCGCCACCGCCGCCACCGCCGACACCGGCGUAAAGUACCGGAAAGAGACCCACGGCAAGGAAAUCGGCGGCGAGUGCCCGGUGUGCCUGUCGGCGUUCGCCGACGGCGAAGAAGUCCGGCAGCUGAGCGCGUGCAAACACUCGUUUCACGCUUCUUGCAUUGACAUGUGGCUCAGUAAGCACUCCAAUUGUCCAAUUUGUCGUGCCGUCAUUGUUGUCACUACUAUUACCACUACUCGCGACGGUGACUCUGAACAGAGUUAUCAUCGCGAUGCGUCUAGUUUUGUUUGAUUUUUAAUUUUUGGUAAUUUUUUUUUAUAAAUAUGGAGUUUUUACCUUUUAUAAAGAAAAUCCGAUUAUUCGUGAUUUGUAAGUAGUGUUCGGGAUUUCUAAGUAGUUUCCACUCCUUUAUGGUACUUGAGUUGUGAAUGUUGGGUGAGAAGGGGUUUGGUGGAGUGAGAGUAGUGAGGAGGAUAGAUAGGAAUUGGGAAAAGUUGCAUCCAAGUUCAGUGAUUGAACACUUGAAUUGUAAUGGAAUGAUACUUCUGUGUAUCAGUGUAUGAUUUGGAUUUAUGGCUUAAAAUGGAAUCUAGAUAGCUGGGAAGUUUCCUUUC
Molecule: messenger RNA, 1263 nt
Organism: Cajanus cajan (pigeon pea)
Lineage: Eukaryota; Viridiplantae; Streptophyta; Magnoliopsida; Fabales; Fabaceae
Product: RING-H2 finger protein ATL33-like
Biological process (GO): protein ubiquitination
Source: RefSeq, a predicted model, not a curated record